AUGCUCACCAUUUCAAUCCUCACUUCAAUUCUCUCGAUAUUCGCCAGUCAUGUCUUGUGCAGCACCAAAUUCCUGCGUCCCCCAGAAUUCAACCCCUUUGUCGAUCUUCAGGCUGGGUUUGAACAAAAUAGAAAGUACGAAGUUGGAGAUAUAAUACAGCUCCUCUGGGAGACUGAUCUGAAAAAUGUUGCGCUGUACUUGGUCCAAGAGAUAGGAUCAAUCAGCCAUAACGUAACAUUGGACUCAUCUCGUAUUGAGUGGAAGGCUGAGUGGGACGUAGUCGGAUUAGUGAAGAGAAACGAAGACUCUGUGUAUUACUUUGCCUUGGGCGACCCUGACGAUCUUACGGCGCUCAUUGCUUUGACGCAAUACUUCAAUGUCACCGCUCCGGAACUCGAAACCUCUACCACGCUGCAGGCCUCUACUACGACUCACAGCACAACCUCUCAAAGUCUUGGAGUGCAGUCUACGCAACUCAUCCCUAUAUCUACGGUUACAGAUCAAUCCUCGAACGAAGAAGCAAAUUCAGAUGCUGGGUCUGACUCUGGAAUUUCAAAGGGCGAGAUUACAGGAGCAGCUGUUGGCGGAACCAUUGGCGGUCUUAUACUUCUUGGUGCUGUUGGAUGGUUGAUCUGGAGAAGAUCAGCACGAAAGAAAAAAGACACGGACGUCUCAGUGGUUUCUCAAAGUCAGCACCAGCAAUUUCACUCUUCCGAGACAAAGGCUGAGCUACCUGGUGACCCGGCGGUGGAGGUCUAUCCUUCAGGUCAUAAACGACUGCGCCCUUCCGAUGUCAUCGGCUGCAUUAUUGCUACGUUCGUCAGUCUCGCAGCUUGUGAGUCGAAAUUUAUUCGGCCCCCACAAUGGGACCCAAACUAUAAUGGCAACCGAGACUUGGGCAAGAACAUACGCUACAGCGAUGGCGAGGAUAUCCCGAUCAUCUUUGAUUCAGACGACCCCAAUGUCGAACUGAGCUGGAAGGCCGAAUAUGACAUGGGCCGCUAUUUGAGACAUGGCGAAGACUCUGUUUAUUGGUUUGGGAUCUAUAAAUCUGGUGAUCAGCAGACACCACUGGCAGAGUCUCAAUACAUCAAUGUCACCAUUCCGGAUUCUGCUCAGCACCAUAAAGUCACAGUUUCGGAAACCAUAACCGCUGUACAAGAGACAGCCACCUUACAGCUACCACCACAAUCCACCACUCAGUCCACCACUCAAUCCUCAGCAGCAACCGAGACGCCCUCCAGCCAAGAAAGUAAAGCGAAUAAUGGGUCUGGGUUGACGACUACUGAAAUAGUGGGUAUCGCCGUCGGUGCAUCACUUGGCGGCGUCCUGAUUCUCGGGGGCAUCUGUUGGUUGGGCUGUAGGAUAUCAGCAAGGCGUGAAACUCCAUAUGGACACGGCGCGCAGAACCAUCAGCCAUACCAGUGGGAACUCAAAGACAUGUACAUUUCUGCCCCUCCAAGAAGGAUAGCAAAGACCAAAAUGAGUCUCCAAUUCACCACUCUCGAUGUUUUCACCACCAGCGCCUUUGAAGGCAACCCUUUGGCAGUGGUGACGAUACCCCCACCAAGCCAACAGGCUCCCCUCACCCAAUCUCAAAAGCAACGUAUCGCUCGCGAGUUCAACCUCUCCGAGACUGUUUUUAUUCAUGAUGUUGAAAACCGUGCAGAAACAGACGAGAGGAAGAUUGAUAUCUUUACUCCACAGUUCGAAUUGCCAUUUGCGGGGCAUCCGACUAUCGGCACAGCUGUUUUUCUUCAGCCCCAGGGCGUAAAGACAAUGAUUGCAAAGGCGGGCAGGAUUAAUCUUGAGUUCGAAAACGGCUCUCCGCGUGCUUUAAUUCCCCACGAUGUUAAGCUUCACAAGGAACGUGUGCCAAAGCAUGAAAUUGAAGCUGGUUGGGAUGGUAAACUCGCCGAAGUCGCUGCCGCUGACGAGGGCGCACCGCUGUUUAGCAUCGUCAACGGGAUGACUUUUGCGCUCGUAAAUCUCCCAUCUCUGGAGUUACUCGGCGCUGCCAAGGUCGGGGCUAUGGGUUACAUCGACGGCGACUUGCAGGACGACGGUUGGAAACACGAUUUUGACUCAAGGCGCUACUACUAUACGCUGCUUGACGGCGAGAUAUCACCUGACGGAAAGCAUGUGCAGAAUCUUCGCACGAGACUUGUUAAGCGUAAUAUGGAAGACCCAGCAACUGGAAGUGCUGCGUGCGCGUUGUCGUGUUAUUUGGCGUUGCAUAAACUAUCUGCGAACUCGAUCAGGUUCAAUAUUACGCAGGGUGUUGAGAUGGGGCGGGAGAGUCUUAUCGUAGUAGAUGCUGAGGUCGAGACGGAUGGAGCUGGAGAGAGAAAAGUCAAGACUGUUCAUCUUAGUGGAAAGGCGGUUGAGGUCAUGAAGGGGACUGUUAGAGUACCUCAGUGAGGGCAUUGAUGCGGGCGCAGUAGCUAUGACAGCGACCAUCUUGUACGCACUUUAAUAGCUACUUACCGAAGUAUCUGUGUAUCAAUUUUGUUCCGUAUCUCAUAGCCAAGAUACCUGAUACUGAACCUUUG
This is a messenger RNA of Fusarium oxysporum Fo47, 2552 nucleotides long. RefSeq lists its product as uncharacterized. Gene Ontology annotation, biological process: biosynthetic process. Gene Ontology annotation, molecular function: isomerase activity. The record is from RefSeq and is a predicted model, not a curated record. The transcript has 6 exons. Bases 1 to 2421 code for a protein of 806 amino acids. Gene Ontology annotation, cellular component: cytoplasm. NCBI's taxonomy places the organism in Eukaryota, Fungi, Ascomycota, Sordariomycetes, Hypocreales, Nectriaceae.